AUGAAACUACUGAAUAAGACUGAGCAGAUCGCUCGUCUCAAUGGGGGAAAAAGCAGUGUAGCUGUUCAAGAGAUGCUAACAGGCUAUCGCUCAACACCGCAUCCUGCUACUGGUGUGCCACCAUAUGAAGCCCUAAUGAACAGACAGAUCAGAACCAAACUAGAUCACCAAGCAAGGGAGUGCAAUGAGAAUCUCCGUGACACAGCCAUCGAUAAGCGGGAUGAGAAAUACAAAGAUAAGAUCAAACAGAAUGCCGAGAACAGGAACACCAAAGAGCACAAUUUCUUAGUCGGAGAUCAUGUCCUGUUGAAACAGAAAAAGAGAAACAAAUGGUCUACCGCAUUUGAACCAGCAUUCUACAGAGUAACUCGAAUAGACGGAUCAAGCAUUGCAGCAAAAAGGAUCACAGAUGGACGCAAAGUGUACCGUGACGCAAGCCAGUUCAAGAUUGCUAACUCACUGAUCCAGGAAAACACCAGCGAAGAAAAUGAAGACCAGGAAGAACAAAAGAACCAAGAGGAUUGGAGAGAGAAGAAUCUACUGAAUGCCAACCCUCACUUAGUCCAGGAGGAGACUAACGAAAGCAGCGCAAAGGAAGCAGCUAAAACCAACACCAGUGACAAAGCGGACCAGAGCAAACAACCUAUGCCAGCAGCCGCGACCAGACCAAGGCGAGAUCAAAAACAUCCAGAGUAUUUGAAAGACUUUGUCACCUAA
This is a messenger RNA of Pocillopora verrucosa, 717 nucleotides long. RefSeq lists its product as uncharacterized. Lineage: Eukaryota; Metazoa; Cnidaria; Anthozoa; Scleractinia; Pocilloporidae. The record is from RefSeq and is a predicted model, not a curated record.